This is a messenger RNA of Ictalurus punctatus (channel catfish), 4983 nucleotides long. RefSeq names its product neurotrophic tyrosine kinase, receptor, type 1 (gene ntrk1). Bases 857 to 3262 code for a protein of 801 amino acids. The record is from RefSeq and is a predicted model, not a curated record. The transcript is spliced from 17 exons. Gene Ontology annotation, cellular component: signaling receptor complex; axon; plasma membrane. Gene Ontology annotation, biological process: regulation of phosphatidylinositol 3-kinase/protein kinase B signal transduction; cell surface receptor protein tyrosine kinase signaling pathway; protein phosphorylation. Gene Ontology annotation, molecular function: transmembrane receptor protein tyrosine kinase activity; neurotrophin binding; ATP binding. Lineage: Eukaryota; Metazoa; Chordata; Actinopteri; Siluriformes; Ictaluridae.
CCGACACAGAAAAAGGGCAAUUCAGCUUCGGUAAUUGUGGUCGGCGCACUAUGACCUUACUCUCGUGUGUAUGGCCAGGGGGACAGACGGGGGUUGGGCUCGACGUUUAUUCCUAGAAGAGAUUCUGGGAGAAAAAAAAAGUCUGUGUCUCAAGGACAAAAGCCCGUGUAUGUUAGGUUUGAGUGUGCAGUUGUUUUUUAUUGGACAAAAAAAAACAAAAAAAACAACCCAGCACCAAAACAAGGUCCGGUUACGUCUUCAUCGAUGUGGGGAUUUGUGUGUAAACUGGAGAUAUUUCAUAAACCUGAUGAGGCUUUUCAUCUCUCAGCAAUUCAUUUUGGAGCAUCUUCAUCGUUUGAUGUUUCGGCCUCGGAUGUUUGGACAUCUCCUAGCGAUAAAUCCGACCAUUAACUCGUCUGUUCUCUGAUCCUUCACUUCCUCCCUCCAACAGGUGUUGGCCUUGCUCUCGAUCCCGUCCACCUGCAGCACCGUUCGGUCUUCUGGCCAGCUUCCGCUCAUGUCCUGGAGGUGUCUGAUGACCACGGCACUCUGUCUAUCUGUUCUCCACUCGACCCCCACCGCCACCUCUUCUCUCGCCUCUCCCCUUUCACACCCCGCCAGCUAAUGGACUGCCUUGCCCCUCCCCUGACAUCCCUCUCUCCAUCUCUGACUCUGAAGCAGUGAGGAGAGAAGAGGAGAGGCGAGGAAAAGGAGAGGAAGCAGCAGCACUGUUCCCACUGUUCCCACAGGCCCUUGCCUCACUGCUGCUCCAGUGGCUCAAUAACUACCUCACAAGCCAAGAGAUCCCGUCGUCCAGCUCGCUGGUGAAGAGAACCGAGGGCAGGUCACACUCACCAUGGCUGGCAGGGCCGUGCGCCAGGUGGCCUUGGCUCUGUCCCUGAUGCUCAGCCUGGCAGCAGGAGCUUGGGUCGGCUGCCCCGGGGCCUGCCGCUGUUCCUUCGCCAUGCUCCAGUGCUUGGAAGAGGACGGCAUCAACAACAUCCCGGUGCUGGCACAGCAGGACAGUGAGAACGUCACAGAAAUCUACAUCGAGAACCAGCCGAACCUGGAGAAGAUCACAGACGUGGACUUCGUUAACUAUCGAGAGCUGAAGAACCUCACAGUUACAGACUGCGGCUUGUUCCUCAUCUCCAAUAAAGCCUUCCAAUCCAACUUAAAGCUGCAAUAUGUGAACCUGGCCUCAAACUCGCUCAUGCACAUCGGCUGGAAGGUCUUCCACUCGCUUCCUCUGCAGAACCUGGUUCUGAGGCAUAACCCUCUUACUUGCUCGUGUGGCCUGUACUGGCUUCAGGAGUGGCAGAAGAUGAAGCGGGUCGACAUCGACAGCCAACAGAGCUGCUGGUACAACGGCAGCAGCGUCCGGCUCAACAGAUUCGUGAUGGAGAACUGCAGUGUCCCUGAGGUGUCCAUCAAUGCUCCAGUACUCACCAUUAAGGAGGGUGGAGAUCUGACGUUCGAGUGCCAGGUCAGCGGCGUUCCAGUGCCGAGUAUCAGAUGGAGGACGGAGGGCCUUAAUUCCAGUUUUAUUCUGCAGCGUGGGAUCUGGGGCUCCACUUUGGAGCUGGUGCUUCACCUGUUAAAUGUGUCGAAUGCGGACAACCUGCACAAUCUCACCUGUGAGGCGGAGAACGAAGCGGGCCCAGGAGAGGCGAUGGUACAGCUCAACAUCGAGUUCCCGGGGAGGAUCCUGUUCUUGAACCCGCCGGAGCCGCAGCAUCACUGGUGCAUCCCCUUCGCCGUGGACGGCAAUCCAGCACCGAGCAUCAGGUGGCUGUACAACAACAUGCCACUGAUGGAGACCCUGUACACCUACACGCAGCUCAUCCCGGACUCGGACGACGGUUCCGUCCAACACGGCUGCCUCUUCCUCAACAAGCCCACUCACCUCAACAACGGCAACUACACACUCUUCGUGGAGAACACGCUGGGCCGAGCCCAGGCCACGGUCAGCGGCAAGUUCAUGGAAAACCCGUUUGACCCCUUCGACCCUGAAGGCAUAAUCCCUGUGCUAACCAGUGACCCAACGCCUACCAACCAGUCGAGCGAUGGCGUGACGGAGAACCUGGAAAACCGGCUGUUCGGGGUGUCUGUCGCUGUGGGUCUCGCUGUAUUCGCUUGCAAGUUCCUGAUCAUAAUGGUGUUGGUGAUCAAUAAGUGCGGGCAACACUCCAAGUUCGGCAUCCAUCGCUCGUCUGUUCUAGGGAAGGAAGACGACUUGGCCGUCUCGCUUCGCUUCAUGAACUUCGGCACGAGUCCUCCUUCCUCGGACGAAGGCAUGCUGGACCCCGGGCUCUCCAGCUUUGUGGAGAACCCGCAGUACUUCUGCGGCAUCAUCAAAGACAAGGACAUGUGUGUGCAGCACAUUAAGAGGCAGGACAUCAUGCUGAAGUGGGAGCUGGGCGAAGGAGCUUUCGGGAAGGUUUAUUUAGCCGAGUGUGCUAACCUCUGUCCCGACACCGACAAGAUGCUGGUGGCCAUAAAGACGCUGAAGGACGCUAACGAGUCGACUCGGCAGGACUUCCAGCGCGAGGCCGAGCUCCUGACCGUGCUCCAGCAUGAGCACAUCGUCCGCUUCUACGGAGUGUGCACUGACGGAGAACCUCUCGCCAUGGUGUUCGAGUACAUGCGGCACGGCGACCUAAACCGCUUCCUCAGGGCUCAUGGUCCGGAUGCUCGGAUCCUGGACGAGGUGAAGAUGCCACCGAUGGGUCAGCUGACCCUGCUGCAGAUGCUCCAGAUAGCAGCCCAGAUCGCCUCUGGUAUGGUAUACCUGGCCUCACUCCACUUCGUGCACAGAGACCUGGCAACCAGAAACUGCCUGGUCGGUGAAGGUCUCGUGGUGAAGAUCGGCGACUUCGGCAUGUCCAGAGACAUCUACAGCACUGAUUACUACAGGGUUGGUGGAAGAACCAUGCUACCUAUUCGUUGGAUGCCUCCUGAGAGUAUCAUGUACAGAAAGUUCACCACAGAGAGUGACAUCUGGAGUUUUGGGGUGGUUCUGUGGGAGAUCUUCACCUACGGAAAACAGCCGUGGUAUCAGCUGUCCAACAGCGAGGCGAUCGAGUGCAUCACGCAGGGCCGGGAGUUGGAGCGGCCGCGGACGUGUCCUAAAGAGGUCCACCAGCUCAUGCAGGGGUGCUGGCAGAGAGAACCGCAACAACGUCUCGUCAUCAAGGAAGUCUACAACCGCCUCGUAGCCCUGGUCAAGAACCCUCCGGUCUACCUGGACAUCCUGGAGUGAAACGGAUCUGCGAAGGGACGGCCGGAGGUUCGGGUCAAAGGGACAAAUUUGCGCUGAGAAAGAGAGACAAGGGGACGGAAGAAGAUCCAGGAGUCCCUCGUUCCGUGUUCGGUCCAACUGAGCGUCCAUCAGGACUUUUGGGAAGGACAACGUUGGCGAGAACAUUUCAUAUCUCCAUUAUAACUCCUCCCACUUUUAAUAAAUCAGGAAAUUGAAUCGAGUCAAACCGAGCCUGUCGCUGACGCUAGCGGGAGAAGGUCGGAUUUAUUUUAACGCCAGCGACAGGAACGUAAUCGCCCCUGUAUGUCAUCUCUGUCUUUUUUUUUUGUUGUCGUUGUGUGUUUUAUAAGUACGCAGUGUCGUGCCAAGUCGAUUGCGUCAGAAUGUUCACAUGCCCCUUGUCUUGCAGUCGUGAAUAAUCUCUGUAUUCUAUAGAAACGUGUUAUGAGUGCACUGAAAUCGCAUGUACUGGACUUUCCUUAUUCUUAAACAGCACCACACCUCCCCCGACCCAUUUCUAAUCACGUCCAUUUUAUUCCAUUUACAGCAUUCACAGCUACACACACACACGCAUACACACGCAUACACACGCAUACACACGCAUACACACGCAUACACACACACACACACAGUUACACACGCAUACACACACAUACACACACAUACACACACACAUACACACACACAUACACACACACAUACACACACACAUACACACACACAUACACACACACAUACACACACACAUACACACAUACACACACAUACACACACACAUACACACACACAUACACACACACAUACACACACACAUACACACACAUACACACACACACACACACACAGUUACACACACACACAGUUACACACACACAGUUACACACACACAGUUACACACACACACACACAGUUACACACACACACACACACACGCACACAGACACACGCACACAGACACACGCACACAGACACACGCACACAGUUACACGCACACACACACACACACAGUUACACACACACACACACACACACAGUUACACACACACACACACACACACACAGUUACACACACACACAGUUACACACACACAGUUACACACACAGUUACACACACACACACACACACGCACACAGACACACGCACACAGACACACGCACACAGACACACGCACACAGUUACACGCACACACACACACACAGUUACACACACACACACACACAGUUACACACACACACACACACAGUUACACACACACACACACACACACACACGCACACAGACACACGCACACAGACACACGCACACAGACACACGCACACAGUUACACGCACACACACACACACACAGUUACACACACACACACACACACACAGUUACACACACACAUACACACAUACACACAGUUACACACACACAGUUACACAUACACACACAGUUACACACACACACGUACACAUACACAGUUACACACACAUACACACAGUUACACACACACACACACACACACACACACAGAAUGAUGUGGAUGGUGUAAAAAGUUGAAUGUCUGUUCUACAGUUUGUACGUUGACUUUUUUCCUCUGCAUUUAUUUUCCUUCGUAAGUUAAUCUCCUCCUGUGUGGUUAAUCGGCUCCACUGAAACUCUGUAUAUAGAACGCUAACCGUGUCACGAUGCUAAUCCGGCGGAAACGGACAAUAAACUGACAAACAGGCUUGAAGAA